Perognathus longimembris pacificus (Pacific pocket mouse) is the source of this 1798-nucleotide messenger RNA. It is a transcript of the gene P2rx4, whose product is annotated as purinergic receptor P2X 4. The transcript is spliced from 12 exons. Gene Ontology annotation, cellular component: plasma membrane; nuclear inner membrane. Bases 56 to 1222 code for a protein of 388 amino acids. Gene Ontology annotation, biological process: monoatomic cation transmembrane transport; response to ATP. Gene Ontology annotation, molecular function: extracellularly ATP-gated monoatomic cation channel activity; purinergic nucleotide receptor activity; ATP binding. The record is from RefSeq and is a predicted model, not a curated record. NCBI's taxonomy places the organism in Eukaryota, Metazoa, Chordata, Mammalia, Rodentia, Heteromyidae.
GGCGGCGGGACGGCGGCGGGACGGCGGCCCGGCGGGACGGCGGGCGCUGGGGGCCAUGGCGGGCUGCUGCGCCGUGCUGCGGGGCUUCCUGUUCGAGUACGACACGCCGCGCAUCGUGCUCAUCCGCAGCCGUAAAGUAGGGCUCAUGAACCGCGCCGUGCAGCUGCUCAUCCUGGCCUACGUCAUCGGGUGGGUGUUUGUAUGGGAAAAGGGCUACCAGGAAAUGGACUCUGUGGUCAGCUCAGUUACUACCAAGGCCAAAGGGGUGGCUGUGACCAACUCUUCUAACCUUGGCUUCCGGAUCUGGGAUGUGGCUGACUAUGUGGUUCCUGCUCAGGAGGAAAACUCUCUAUUUGUCAUGACCAACAUGAUCAUCACCACAAACCAGACCCAGAGCACCUGUCCGGAAAUCCCUGAUAAGAACACCAUGUGUGACUCAGACAUGGACUGCAGGGCCGGCUCUGCAGGCACCCACAGCAGCGGAGUGGAGACUGGCAAAUGCGUGCCCUUCAACGUGUCCAUGAAGACCUGUGAGGUGGCAGCCUGGUGCCCGGUGGAGGACGACACCCAUGUGCCACGGCCUGCUUUUUUAAAGGCUGCAGAGAACUUCACACUUUUGGUAAAGAACAACAUUUGGUACCCAAAGUUCAACUUCAGCAAGAGGAAUAUCCUUCCCAACAUCACCACCUCCUACCUCCAGUCGUGCACUUAUGAUGCCCAAACCGAUCCCUUCUGCCCCAUAUUCCGUCUUGGGAAGAUAGUGGCGGAUGCAGGGCACAGCUUUCAGGACAUGGCGGUGGAGGGGGGCAUCAUGGGCAUCCAGAUCAAGUGGAACUGCAACCUGGACAGAGCCGCCUCCUUCUGCCUGCCCAGGUACUCCUUCCGGCGCCUCGACACCCGGGACUUGGAGCACAACGUAUCCCCUGGCUACAAUUUCAGGUUUGCCAAGUACUACCGGAACCUUGCUGGUGAGGAGCAGCGCACGCUCAUCAAGGCAUACGGCAUCCGUUUCGACGUCAUUGUGUUUGGAAAGGCUGGGAAGUUUGACAUCAUCCCAACCAUGAUCAACAUUGGCUCAGGCCUGGCACUCCUGGGGGUGGCGACGGUGCUGUGCGAUGUCAUAGUGCUCUACUGCAUGAAGAAGAGGUUCUACUACCGAGAGAAGAAGUACAAGUAUGUGGAAGACUAUGAGCAGGGUCUUGCUGGUGAGAUGGACCAGUGAUGCCUCUACUAUACCUGGGCUCCCCUCGACCCUCUUCGAAGCAUAGUGAGAAGGGAAAAAUGGACCUGCUGCCACCCCAGAGAAAGUUCCAGAUUCUGAUCAGACUCCACUCCUUACAAAUGCUCAAGACUGCCCGGUAGCUCCUGUGGAUUUUGUUGUUUUCUGAGACAGGGUCUCACUCUGUGGCUACAGGCGGGUGCCCGCACACCUGCCUCCCGUGUUGCUGUGUAGGGUUCAUUUGCCCACUCAGUGCAGCGGUUGCAGUGCACUGCUGUUCUUCCCAUGCUGUGGCGGUGCUGGGUGAGCGGCUAGCCCGUGGACAUUGGCACUACUGUGGCCUAUGGGCUGGCAGGACCUUCUCCAGAGCCUUCCUUAAUGGCUCCGCUCUCCAGCCCUGAGUGCAGCUCCACUCCCAGGGGCAGCCACCCAGCUCAAGCACUUUACAGGGGACAGAAGGCCUUCCUGGUUGUGCUCACCAGGCAUGAGCAGAGCCAGGCCAGGCUGCUAGCCUUCCCUCUAGCCGUGGACUUUGUUCUUGCAAUCAUGAGGCAGAGGGAACAAAUGAAGACCAAACAU